Molecule: messenger RNA, 859 nt
Organism: Cyprinus carpio (common carp)
Lineage: Eukaryota; Metazoa; Chordata; Actinopteri; Cypriniformes; Cyprinidae
Gene: lhx6b
Product: LIM homeobox 6b
Exons: 7
Coding region: 1-807 (268 amino acids)
Biological process (GO): forebrain neuron development; neuron differentiation; regulation of transcription by RNA polymerase II
Cellular component (GO): nucleus
Molecular function (GO): DNA-binding transcription factor activity, RNA polymerase II-specific; RNA polymerase II transcription regulatory region sequence-specific DNA binding
Source: RefSeq, a predicted model, not a curated record
AUGAAGUCAUCCUCGACCCGUCACUGUCGGAGUUUGAGGGAGAAAAGAUCAAGGUGUUCAUCGCUGUCAUCUUUGUUCAUAUGUGCGCGCUGCGCGACGGAAAUAGUGGACCGACAAGUGCUAAAGGUGAAUGGAUUAACGUGGCAUCUGAAAUGUUUUCAGUGCUCGGUGUGCGCCGUGUCCUUGAGUCAACAUAACAGCUGCUUCAUCAGAAAUAAAGAGAUUUUCUGUAGAACGGACUAUAACAGUACUUUUGGCAUAAAAUGCACUCGAUGUGGCCUUCAAGUCAGUGCAAAUCACUGGGUUCGGAGGGCAGGAAAUGACAUAUAUCAUCUUGCCUGCUUCGCUUGCUUCUUCUGCAAAAGGCAGCUUUCUACAGGAGAGGAAUUCGGCUUGAUGGAGAACCAGAUUCUCUGUCGCCUUCACUACGACAUAAUGCUGCAAAAUCUGCAGCACAUGUCAGAUAAAGGAAAUAUAAUACAUUUGGAUGGAGAUUUACCCAUACAAUACCUCCCAAAACCACCAAAAAGACCUCGUACAUCUUUCACCUCGGAGCAGCUACAGAUUAUGCAAACCCACUUUAUUCAAGACAAGAACCCUGAUGCACAGACACUGCAGAGGCUGGCAGACAUGACUGGACUGAGCAGAAGAGUCAUACAAGUUUGGUUCCAGAACUGUAGAGCCAGACAGAAGAGGAACCCACUUCAUGAUAGCGUUCCUCCACAGGACAGAUACCAGACCUUUGCAAUGCCCUUUCUGUCAGAUAACCGGUACUUCUUGCCCUCAGGUAGACCUGAGACUCACUGAGACUGCCCACUAUUUCAGCAUCUCUCUCAGAAGAAAAAAAAAAGUACAAGAC